UCACAAAAAAGAAUCCAUCUUGCCACUUUUACGCAUCUUUACGCAACAAUCACGUGACUUCCUUACGCUACUGCUGGCGGCUCACGCACACCCGCGGGGUUAAUUGGAGUCACAGUCAAUUUCAGGAACUUGAUUGUCUUGUCCAAAAUGGCCAGUGAUAAGGUGAGCCUGUAAAUCACGCCCUCGGCCGUGCAGAGGAUGCUUGCCAACUAUAGCCUCGUUGGUGGAGCUCGCUAGCGCCAGAGGUUUUAUAACAAACAUGAGGGCGACCCGCACCAAACACAGCUUACUGAGUGUCUGCGUCCUGUCCUCUUUUAUCUUCCUGUUGUGUUCCACCUGCACCGGAGUUAUGGCCGGGCGGAAGAUGGCCUCUCAUCACCCCACGUUGAGGCGCAGCCGUCGGAGUCAUCAGAGCGCAAAGCACAAAGGCGCGCACCACCGGCCGCUGACGGACGAGCAGAAAGCGGACCAGAACCUGCGGUUCAUGUUGAGUUUGUACCAGAGUGCAGCCGAACCGGACGGCAGGCCCAAACAGCAUCGCAAGUUCGGCUCCAACACGGUCCGACUACUGAGACCAUCGACGUCGUCGGUGCACUACCUGCCAUCGUCAAGAGACCACCACUACAGCUUCACAGUACAGUACAACCUCGACACUCUUCCUUCAGAGCAGCUCAUCAGAGCCUCAUUCAUCCACCUCCGCUCUUCAUCCUCUCCCUCCUCCUCAACCACCACAACCUCGAGCACCACCGGGGCCCUUGAGCCACCCCGCUGCAGGGCUCAGAUCACCUCACUGGGCAAAGAGAGCCUGGUCACCCUGGAGCCCCAUGAGUGGUGGACAGAGACAGACAUCACUGCACACGUCCAGCGGGGGAAGGACCAGGGCACGGGGGGCCACUUGACCCUCACUGCCCAGUACUGGUGCACAGAGCUUGGGCAUGCUGAAGAGGACAGCCGCUUCUCGUGGUGGUGGUUGUGGACUCGUCUUCAAGGAAGAAAAAUAUGGAGAGGUGAGCCUCAUCUCGAAGUCCCAUCUCUUCUCUUAUACCUGGAGGAGGAAAGGGAAGUGAAGGACUGGAUGGGGGACUUGCUGGGGGCUGAAGGGGAAAACAUCAUGAGGCGAAUAGGGCAGUGGCAUCCUUCGGCUCGCCGGCACCGCCGCUCCAAAGACCCCUCAUCUUCAGAGGCCAAAGAUCUUUCGUUGGAUGCUUUAAAAAACGCCCCUACUUCCUCUUCUUCCUCCUCUUUUCCCACCUCCCCCUCUGCCUCCAUCAUCUCCGAUAUCCCCAACUACAAACACAAAACCAGCAUGCCUAAGAACCGCUGCAAGCUCCACUCCUUUCGCCUCUCCUUUGACGAGCUCGGCUGGGGUCACUACUUCAUCGCUCCGCCGGUGUACAACCCGCGGUUCUGCCAGGGCAACUGCCCGAGGGUGCUCCACUACGGCUACCACUCCCCCAACCACGCCAUCAUCCAGACUGUCAUCAACGACCUGGGCGUCGGGGACGUUCCUCCUCCGUCCUGCGUGCCUUAUAAGUACAUGCCCAUGAGCGUGCUGGUCGUGCACAAGAAGAAGGUGGAGUACAGGGAGCUGGAGGACAUGGUGGCCGAGUCGUGCACGUGUCGCUAAAGCCUCAGGAGCAGACUCGAAUGACUUGAAUAUGCUUAGCACUGAGAAAAGAGACUGAAGGGGGCAGAUUUGAUGGGUCAUUUGUUUGAUCUACAGCUUGGCGGCUAACCAUAACGAGCUCGAGACUGGAAGGAGGAAGUUGUUGUGGUUUCAGAUCUUCACCAUCCCUGUUAAGCACUUUAAAAGAGAGCUGCUGAAUGCAACUCCGGCCUGUGAGGAACUGUGGGCUGCGCAGACGAGAGGCUGUGUCUACUUACUGAUUUUUUUUGUUUUGUUUUUUGGAAUAAUUGUUCUGUGAGCUGUUUAAAGCACUGUGCAGAUUGGUGAAUGUGCUGGUUGCUAUAUUCAUAGUCACUAGUGUAAUUUUCCUACUGAGAUCAAAGGGAGCUGGCAAAUUUGGAAGCAUUUUAAGCUACUUGAGGACAACUUAACUUACUUUAAGUGGUAAUUUAACUAAGCUAAACCUAACUUUCAGGGGGAACUUAACAAAAUAAAAAUAACUUCUACAGUAACUUGAUAAAAUUGACUAAACUGAUCUAAGUCGAGGAGUAACCACUGGUUUGUUUGUAAUAUUAAACUGAGCAAAUUGAAGACAAACACAUGCAGAAUCCAUCUUCAAUAUUCAACCUCAAACCACAGCCAUCUAAUGACUAUGUUCUUUCUUGUCCCUGUCUGUGUAUUCAUUUGUUUUUUUUUUUGUUUUUUUCUGUAUUCUUUUUUUAAAAAAAAAAACUGAUCUGUGUUUCACAUCAGGGCUGCAAUUCUCACGAAGAACCAGCAAAAAAGCCUGUAUUCGCGGGUAAAAAAAAAAGAAAUUCUGGAUAACGUCUGAGGCCACUUUCCUCUGUAAGAAAUUAGACACUGCUAAAGAAACUUAUUUUAAUGGACGAGGGGUCGACCGUGUUGGAUGUAACUUUAAGGUCCUUGUGACGUUAAGUUUUUGCUGUUUACAAUCUGAGCUUUUUUCAUUUUGUACUUAUUUAUAAUGGGAGGGGCCUCCAAAAACUUGAAUAAAGUGCUGCUUCUGGCCUGUCUUACAAAAGAAUUAAACACAAAAUGAAGAAAUGAAGUAUUAAGAAGUGUAACAGUGUUGAACGUUAAAGAAAAGAGUAAUGUGUAAUGGGAAGGAAUGCAAUUUUUAUUACGCGUGAAAAUGAAUAAUAAAAUAAAAUGCAUGUUUUCUAAAA
Molecule: messenger RNA, 2814 nt
Organism: Siniperca chuatsi (mandarin fish)
Lineage: Eukaryota; Metazoa; Chordata; Actinopteri; Centrarchiformes; Sinipercidae
Gene: bmp15
Product: bone morphogenetic protein 15
Exons: 2
Coding region: 260-1627 (455 amino acids)
Biological process (GO): SMAD protein signal transduction; BMP signaling pathway
Cellular component (GO): extracellular region
Molecular function (GO): cytokine activity; growth factor activity
Source: RefSeq, a predicted model, not a curated record